CGCACACUCGGACUCACCCGCCACGUUCUAUUUUUAUGUAACUCCACGUUACAUAUGUUAAAAUACUUGGCACACAUUCCAUCUGCAUCUGAUAAGAGUUCGAAGCUAGGGGCCUUCAUUUUAUAAAAUGCAUGGUGGCGGCGUGAACAAAGGGGAUGGAGCUUUUGAACUUCCCGAAGCUGGUCUUUUUAAUCAAGGUUUCUUAUCUGAUAUGGAGUGAAUGAGUCCCGGUUGUGAUGGAACGUGGGAAUUAGUUAUAGGACUCUUUAUUAUAUUAUAAUAUUGAAAGCAUUUUAAUGAUUGUCGAGUUAAAUUAAAAGAUAGAGUAUGGAUGAUUAAAUUGUGAGCUGUCUUGUAUGUGGGGAUGAAUUACAAGGUCAAGCAUUUGAAUUGUUCUUCUGAAAAUUUGUUUAUCGCACGAACUCAGAUUUUGUCCCUUGAACUUGGUUUCGUGUGUGUCUUUCAUAUAUGUAUACUUUAAACAAAUAAUAUAAAAAAUAAAACUAAAUGUGCAAUUUAAUUUAAUUUUUUAUAUUUUAUCACUAUCUUUUAUUGUGCGUAUAAAUUUCUGUAUAUAAAGUUACGAUUAUUGUUAUUUUUUUGCAUGGACCUCCGCUAUUUUAUCCUAUUCCUCUGUCUAAUUCAUUCGUUAUAUUGAGUUAAUAAUUUGGACUCAAAAAAAGUUGCAAUAAAUACAUUUCUGCGCAAACGUGGCGUGGCGGCGAACUUCCACGCUUGGUCAAAACACGGAACCGGGGGACAUUCAUGCCAUUACUUCAGUUUUCUUUUGGGUUAAAUAAUACCAUUACUCUUGACUUAACUAGAAUGCCUGACUCCACAAGUCUGGUCUUUGAAGCUUUGUUUUUGGCCUGACUGGUCUGUGAUGCUUGAUGAGCAAAACAAUGGAGAGUUUCAGAGUUCUGUGUCUUCAUUCCUUGCUGGUAUGCUUUACGAGGAGUCUCGCUUCACAAGACAGUAUCACACCAAGAAACUUGAUUAGAGAUGGCGAGACUUUAGUUUCUGCAAGUGGGUUUUUCGAACUCGGAUUCUUCGGCCCUGGGUCUCCAAAUGCCCGAUACUUAGGAAUAUGGUACAAGAAAUCUCCUUCUACAGUCUUCUGGGUUGCCAACCGAGACACACCUCUCAACAACAAUAGGGGAAAGGGUGUUUUACAAUUAAAUGACGAAGGAGUUCUUCUCCUUCUCGAUGCCACAAACAAUACGGUGUGGUUUUCGAAUAAUUCAUCAAUCAGGGCAUAUAACCCUUUUGCCCAACUCUUGGAUUCGGGAAAUCUCGUCGUGAAAAAUGGACGUGGGAGCGGUAGCAAUGGUAACUUGGACCGAUUCUUAUGGCAGAGUUUUGACCACCCUUGUGACAUCUUAAUGCCAGGAAUGAAGCUUGGGUGGAGUCAACAAACGGGGUUGGACAGAUUUCUGACGUCAUGGAAAAGCUCAGAUGAUCCAGGUCGGGGAGAUUAUGUAAUCAAAAUAGACCGUAAAGGGUAUCCGCAAUGCGUUGAACUGAAAGGUUCCGAGGUGAAGGUUAGAGUUGGGUCGUGGAAUGGCUUCUCCUUCACAGGGUUUCCAAAUCAUAAUGUGGAUCCCGCAAUAACUUAUGAGUUUGUGUUGAAUGAAACAGAGUGGCUGCACUCGAAGGGUGCCUUUGGACUGUGAUGGUGGUGAUGGAUUUAGAAAGUAUACCGGCAUCAAGUUGCCAGACACUUCUUCCUCAUGGCAUAACAAGACCGUAGGCCUUGAAGAAUGUCAGAGAUUAUGUCUGCAAAACUGUUCUUGUACAGCAUAUUCAAAUUUGGAUAUUCGAG
Molecule: messenger RNA, 1822 nt
Organism: Prosopis cineraria
Lineage: Eukaryota; Viridiplantae; Streptophyta; Magnoliopsida; Fabales; Fabaceae
Product: G-type lectin S-receptor-like serine/threonine-protein kinase At4g27290
Exons: 2
Coding region: 891-1673 (260 amino acids)
Source: RefSeq, a predicted model, not a curated record